Messenger RNA from Macroventuria anomochaeta, 1585 nucleotides. RefSeq lists its product as uncharacterized. NCBI's taxonomy places the organism in Eukaryota, Fungi, Ascomycota, Dothideomycetes, Pleosporales, Didymellaceae. The transcript has 2 exons. The coding region runs from base 106 to 1491 and encodes 461 amino acids. The record is from RefSeq and is a predicted model, not a curated record.
AACUAUGCACGGUCCACGCACCCAACACCCGCACUUCUGCCAUUAUAUACACCAUUCCAACAAAGUGAACGCACUCAGUACCUUUUACAAGUCUAUAACAUCGCUAUGGCCAGGACCAAGCAAUCAGCUCGUUCCUUGCUCGACGAUGACACCACUCCUGCAAGAGUACUGCGGACACGACAGAUGCCAAUACCAAAGAAACAGAAGCCAAAGUAUACCUGCAGUUGCAACAGCACUGCCGCUGCCGGUCAACAUAGCUCUCAGUGUUCCGUAAAGCGCUGCGUGGAGCCUCUCGCCUGGAACAUCGAUGCCGACUCCGUUGUGGCACAGACAGAUUGUCCACUUUUUACCACCAUUCCAAAGGAGCUCCGGGAUCUCAUCUAUGAGUACGCGCUUACCGAAAGCACACACAAUCAAUCUGGCCAAGUCGAACCGAGCAUGAGAUCCACGAACUUACGCCGUCGAAGAGAUCAUGAGCAGAGCCAACAACGUGAUCGCGCAGAAAACCUCCUCUUGACCUGUAGGGCCAUCUAUUUGGAAACAUUUUUGCUUCCCAUUCGCCUGAACCCCGUUCAGUUCCCGUACUUCAAUGGAAUAUCCCGUUCCGCGCCAAAGAUCAUGCUUCCUUGGCAGUUUGCAAACAUCCAAUCUCUCGACAUCGCCCUCCAACAGACGGCGCUGGAGGGUGACUCCCUGUACAACUUCCUCUUCAGCCCAACAGGCUGGCAGCCUGAAGCACGACACAAGGGCGUGUACGUAGCGCCAUAUGUCGGCCUCAAGAACACAGCCGGAGGCAGCUGCCGGUCUUGCGACUUCACGCUGCUCCCUGCGGGUUUCGAUGAUGAAAGGCUGCAUCUCAGCGAUGCUCUUGAGGAGUUGCGCUUGCCACCUGGAUUUCAGAAACCAAUGUCUGAUAUGCGCCUACAACGCGCAAGGCCCCUCGUUCAGUUGACACUUCGCUUGUUAAGCAGGAAUUGGUGGACCUGGACCGAUGACCCAAACAGCACGGAUGCUAGGCACCAUCACCUGGGCCUCGAGCCUGCGCUCGGCGAUGGCAGUGCUGAUCUUAGCCAGCGUCCGACCAGUACACGGAUGCAGGAACUAGCACAGCAGAGGCGCGAUGGGUAUAGACCAGUCUCAAGAUCCCCUCUGGCGAAAACGAUGCCGGGUUGGGCGCACGUCAUCGCCAAAUUGCCCGACAUCAAGACCCUUGAGCUGGUCUUGGAGACAUUUGGAGAGAAGAAAGCACAGCUGGAGAAAGUAAUCGAUUGCGCAAAGAUGUGGCGCUUUCCCAUCGCAGACACGCAAUUCGAGUUGGCGUGGGACGGCAAAGUGGAGGAAAAGCGUUGGAGCAAGCCGCUCAUCGAAAACUGGGAAACUCAACGCGGAGAUUGGCACGCUCAAAGCACCGAGUUCGAAGCGCGAACUGUACGUUUCACUCGGCGACGCAUGGCCCCAGGAUCUAUUGAUGAGGACUGCAAGGUCCACUAGUCUUCCAUAUUCACUCCUUACAAUUUCAACAUAACCUUCUCUUCCCUCCCCUUCAGUUUCGGAUGCUGCGUAAUAGCUGGCCUCGUAAGUGAAA